This is a messenger RNA of Rotaria sp. Silwood2, 762 nucleotides long. The record is from the annotation of a GenBank genome assembly. NCBI's taxonomy places the organism in Eukaryota, Metazoa, Rotifera, Eurotatoria, Philodinida, Philodinidae.
AUGUCAUCAAUUGGAUCUGGUUAUGAUUUAAGUGCAUCACAAUUUUCACCAGACGGUCGUGUUUUUCAAGUCGAAUAUGCAAAUAAAGCUGUUGAAGCAAGUGGAACAGUUGUAGCAUUACGAUGCAAAGAUGGUGUUGCAUUUGCUAUUGAAAAAAUAGUAACAUCACGUCUUUAUGAAUCAGGUUCAAAUAAACGUAUUCAUAAUGUUGAUAAACAUAUUGGAAUGGCUGUUGCCGGUCUUCUUGCUGAUGCUCGACAACUUUUAACUGUUGCACGUGAUGAAGCUAAACAAUAUAAAUAUGAUUAUGGAGUAUCAAUUCCAGUUAAAUAUUUGGCAGAUCGUCUUGCGAUGUAUAUGCAUGCUUAUACUUUAUACGGUUUUGUUCGACCAUUUGGUUGUUAUAUUCUCUUAGCUGCUUACGAAAGUGAUGGUCCUCAAUUAUAUGGUGUUGAACCAUCCGGUGUUACUUAUGGCUAUUAUGGUAUUGCAGUUGGUAAAGCACAACAAACGGCUAAGACUGAAUUAGAAAAACUUAAAUUAUCUGAAUUGAAAUUGGAAGAUGCUGUCAAAGAAGCAGCUAAAAUUAUUUAUCAAGUACAUGAUGAAGUAAAAGAUCGAAUGUUUGAAUUAGAAUUAAGUUGGGUAGGACAACUUAAUGAUGGUAAACAUGAAAGAGUACCAGCAAAUAUUUUUGAAGAUGCUGAAAAAUUUGCUAAGGCAUCAUUGGAAGAAGCAGAUGACGAUGAUGACGAAAUGUAG